AAGGAAGUGCAGUAGCGGUACCUGAUCCACCUGGGUCUCCCAUUGUGACGUUUGGUCUGUCGACGAUAAAUGGGCCUGUGUUGCACAGCGCAGACCGUGUCUCAUGCCCAAACUUAUAUUCUUGGAAGAUUCAGACCACGCGACAACGGCAGCAGUGUCUGAGGUUCUCAAAAUUGAAGGCCGGUGGGAAAAAGGACGCGGUCGGCAGACCUUGGCCCUCAUUGCCUCUGUGCGCCGACAAUCUGUGCCACCACCGCUGGCAGUCUUUCUCCUCUCCACAAGCAGGCCACUUUAUCCUCGAGCACCGUCUUCCAUGGUUGACGGGAAAAAAGUCAUCUAUAUAUCCACUCCGUAUAGGUACACUCUAUCACUCCCUCGAGGGUGCGACCCCUAGACACUUUGGAUACUGUCGGCUUUGAUGGUCCAGCCGGUACCAAAAGGAUGGUACAACAAGUAUUCCUGCCCAAUGGGCAGAUAUAUACAGUCACGCCAGUUUUUGGCGGCUUUACCUUCAAAUCAACCCACCUCGAUCUACAUCAUUCCCCAAUUCCCCCCGGGUGGACCGUAAUGGUACAGACCGAAGAUGUGGUGGAGGAGGACGAGGCAAGGAAGAGCAGAGCAUCACUAUCUCAAUCAAAGAGCGGGUCGAACAGUCCAUACCAGAGACAAACCGUGGUCCACAGGUUCAUGCAGCCUACCGCCCAGCGAGAUUCGCUUUUUAUUUCCUCCAUAUCAAUGCCAUCGAGCUCCGACUUCAGAAAUACAGCCUCCCCAACAAGGCACAUCGCCAUGAUUUUAUGGGCCACUCUCUGCUGGUAUUUCCAUAAAGAGCCUCCCAAUCUGCACGCGACCACAGAAGCAAGUGCCCUAACACCGGAAAGUGGGAGACCGAAACUGGACUGGCGCAUCAAAAUCAAGAAGGAGGGCAUAUUCAAGGGCAAAAAUACUCUACAGAAACUUGAGCGGAUGGGUCUCAUCGCGAGCGAGGAAUCCUGUGUAGGUUCGGAACUGGACUUUCGGAUGGCGGACGGCUGGACCGAGACUUUCGUGAGUCGAAAAUCCUUCUGGCAGAUCGAUGCCAGAAUUUUUCUAUAUACAAUGGCACCGCAGCAGCACUCGCCAUUACCAGGGGCAUCUCCUCACACAUCCCGGCCGGCCUCGCCAGACCGAACACCUCUUCCUGACCGCGGAUCUCCACGGGCGACAGACUAUAUGCUGCCUCCCCAGCCGGGGUUGGUCGAUGGCUUGUCUGCGGGAAUCGCUUCGCCCGGUGGACCGUUCAAUUCAGGAAGUCACCUCCCAACGUUCUAUCCUCCUCAGCCAACACAGUUCACGUUUACGAACCAUAUUCGACAUCCCAUACGCCCAAAGCCUCCUCGGCAAGGGGAAACGUUCUAUAGCCGGUACAUUCCAAGUCUAGGACAAUGGCUGUCCUUCCGGGUACCGACACUGUCGUCUAAACCGUGCCCUCACCCCCAUUUCUCGCCGCUGGGCCCGUCUUUGCCCUCCGUUAUGACCAGCCAUGGAGGAAGCAUCUCCCUCCCUACAUUGCCUACCUUGGCCAACUUUGCAGACCGGCCAUGUGACCUGGAUCUGCUGCAUAAAUGGAUGAACGAGCCUAGAGUGAAUGCAGCUUGGUCUUGUGCCGGACCAAAAGAGGGCCAAAAGAAAUUUUUGACCGAGGGGUUACAAAGCCGCCAUUCUUUCCCGGUUUUUGGGUGCUGGGACGGUAAGCCGUUUGGCUAUUUUGAAAUCUAUUGGGUCAAAGAAGACAAACUGGGCAGACUGCUGGGUGGCGAUGUUGGCAACUACACUCGCGGACUGCAUGUCCUAGUUGGUGAACAAGAGUUCAGAGGUCCUCAUCGAGUCAAGGUCUGGCUGUCUGCAUUGGUACAUUAUUGUUGGCUUGCAGAUCAGAGGACCGAGACCGUCAUGUUGGAACCGAGAGUCGACAAUACCAAAUUUAUCAACUAUCUAAGAGAGGGUGGAUUUUAUAAGCAAGGAGAGGUCUCAUUUCCACACAAGCAGUCAGCUAUCAUGAAAAUCGACCGAGAAUCUUGGGAGUCCCCUGAAUUAUGAGAGAAGCAAAGAUGAAUGAUGAAAACGAAGAACGUCGGUGAUGAUGUCUAGCCAUAUAUCCAUCAACUGAAUCAAAUCUGUAGCCUGCUUGAUUAUCAUGCACAGAGUACCAAUUGCUGGCACAAUUAUUUCGGUAUACCAGAGAUAUCUCCGUACCUCUAAUGAACAAUUCAGCUCUA
Molecule: messenger RNA, 2258 nt
Organism: Exophiala oligosperma
Lineage: Eukaryota; Fungi; Ascomycota; Eurotiomycetes; Chaetothyriales; Herpotrichiellaceae
Exons: 3
Coding region: 442-2079 (545 amino acids)
Biological process (GO): siderophore biosynthetic process
Source: RefSeq, a predicted model, not a curated record